This is a messenger RNA of Trypanosoma conorhini, 1602 nucleotides long. RefSeq names its product translation initiation factor 2A. NCBI's taxonomy places the organism in Eukaryota, Euglenozoa, Kinetoplastea, Trypanosomatida, Trypanosomatidae. Gene Ontology annotation, cellular component: cytosolic small ribosomal subunit. The coding region runs from base 1 to 1602 and encodes 533 amino acids. Gene Ontology annotation, biological process: translational initiation. Gene Ontology annotation, molecular function: ribosome binding; translation initiation factor activity; mRNA binding. The record is from RefSeq and is a predicted model, not a curated record. The transcript has a single exon.
AUGCAGCCGCCCGCUGUUGCCACACCUCCAGCCAGGGUUGCAUCACUCCCCAUCAUUCUCCGGAAAAAUGACAGCCUUGUCCUCGCCGCCUUCUCCGAAGAGCAGCGCACGCUGACGGAGGUAGAGAGCACACUUAUGACUGGCGACUACCGCGAGUGUGAGGUGAGAUUUAAUCCCGUGACUAGGACCGCCUUCGCCCAUGCUACGACGACGCACGUGCGAUACAGCGAGUUGGUGCCAACGCACGAUGCAACUGCAUGGGGGCUGAAGCUGCUCUUUGAGGUGGAGGAGCGGAACGUCGUGGCACUGUCGUUCUCGACACUUGGCACAGUACUCGUGACAUACGCUAUGAUGGACAGCAAGCGGCCGGAGGGAAACAUGUCACUCUACGAUGUUUCUACAGGAAAACUGCUUCGCCGCUGCGUGCAGGCCCGCUGGCCUGGCAUGGUGUGGUCAAGUGAGGAAUUGUAUUGCGUUCGCCCGGUGCAGGGGUUUCUCCACGUGAUGGACGGCAACCUCCGCCGGGAGGAUGUGCCGGUGCUCGCAAAGAUGGAUCUCCAUCUGCCGCAAGACAAGGAGAUUGAGUUGUCAAUGUGCCCAGGCAGCCUCCCCCUUCUCGCCCUUUUUAAACCCUUCCACAAACAAGCACAGGGCACUCUGUUCAUCUACCGACUCCCUCAUCUCUUGGAGGGGGCGAUGUAUCAGGUGCCAUUUGGGCGUGCAGAGUCGGCAACAGUGCUUUGGAGCGGGUCUGGAAACCACAUGGCGCUCCUGGUCAAAUCUGAGAGUGACAAGAGCGGUAAGAGCUACUACGGCACCGUGACGUUUUUCCUCGUCAAUGUCACCGGUCGCAGUGUAAAGGAGAUCAAGUUCCCUAGUGGAGAGUCUGUGCAUGACUGCCAGUGGAGUCCGACCACGGAUCACGUCAUGGUGAUCCACGGCACAAUGCCACGCAACAAGACGACAAUGUACGACAAGGCCGGCGUGGCGCUUAUGACGUUUGACGAGGCGCCUCGAAACGUUAUUCUUUGGGCGCCGAAUGGCCGUUUUUGUGCACUGGGUGGCACAGGAAAUCUUGCGGGCGAUUUCAUAUUUUAUGACCUGCACCCUGCAGAGGGAAAUGACAGGAGCAUUAAAAAUAACCACGGUGAUAAAAACAAAACGGCGCCUACGACGACAAAUUCAGCAGCAGCAGCGACGGCGGCGGUAAUGGUGGGUGAGUUUAAUGAGAAGAGCAGCGUGCAGAUGUGGGCCCCCGAUUCGCGUAACUUCCUCUGCGCCACCGUUUUCACCCGUCUACGCAUUGACAACAAGCUCGUUUUCUUCAAAAAUAAUGGUGAGCACCUCAUGACGCAGAAGUAUCCCUUCCUCUAUGGCGCGCACUGGGUGCAAGCGCAAGAGACAAACUUGUACCCGCAGCGCCCGGCGUCGCCGCGCAGGGAGACGGAUAAACCCUCCAAGCCGCAACCGUACAGACCCCCUCAUGCAAGUGCGGCUGCCGCGGCACUUUUACGCCGGCCAGACUCCUCUACGCCUAAGCAGGGGAAACCCGCAGGUCCUCUCGGUGCUACAGUUGUAGUGCAGAAAAAGAAGAAGCGGUAA